Molecule: messenger RNA, 1091 nt
Organism: Emys orbicularis (European pond turtle)
Lineage: Eukaryota; Metazoa; Chordata; Testudines; Emydidae
Gene: PARD6A
Product: par-6 family cell polarity regulator alpha
Exons: 3
Coding region: 54-1091 (345 amino acids)
Biological process (GO): establishment or maintenance of cell polarity; centrosome cycle; regulation of cellular localization
Cellular component (GO): apical plasma membrane; cell cortex; nucleus
Molecular function (GO): protein binding
Source: RefSeq, a predicted model, not a curated record
GGGCAGGCGGCGGGAGCAGCAGCCGGGCCCGGCCCGGCCCAGCUCGGCCCAGCAUGGCCAAGCACCAUCGCACCCCGGCGCGGAGCCCGGAGCCCGUCAUCGAGGUGAAGAGCAAGUUUGACGCCGAGUUCCGCCGCUUUGCUAUGAAACGCUCCAGUGUGGGCGGCUUCCAGGAGUUCUACCAGCUGAUCCAGACGGUCCACCAGAUCCCCUGCGUGGAUGUGUUGUUGGGGUACACGGACGUUCACGGGGACUUGCUGCCCAUCAACAAUGACGAUAACUACCACAAGGCGCUCUCCUCCGCCAACCCGCUGCUCAGGAUCAUCAUCCAGAAGAGGGCAGAAGCCGACUCCAGCGUCUUUGCCUCCAACUCCCUGCAGCGGAAGAAGAAGGGGCUGCUGCGGCCAGCGCACCACCGGUCCAAGCCGCAGCUGCUGAUCGGCCUGCCCCAGGACUUCCGGCAGAUCUCCUCCGUCAUCGACGUGGACAUCCUGCCCGAGACGCACCGGCGCGUCCGGCUGCACAAGCACGGCUCCGACAAGCCGCUGGGCUUCUACAUCCGCGACGGCGUCAGCGUGCGCGUGGCCCCCCAGGGCGUCGAGAAGGUGCCCGGCAUCUUCAUCUCCCGCCUGGUGAAGGGCGGGCUGGCCGAGAGCACGGGGCUGCUGGCCGUCAGCGACGAGAUCCUGGAGGUGAACGGCAUCGACGUGGCCGGCAAGUCGCUGGACCAGGUGACGGACAUGAUGGUGGCCAACAGCCACAACCUCAUCGUCACCGUCAAGCCGGCCAACCAGCGCAACAACGUCAUCCGCAGCAGCAAGGCCUCGGGCAGCUCGGGCGUCUCGACGGACAGCACGCCCAGCCCCGCCUCCCACUACCUGAGCCACUACAGCACGGCCGAGGGCGAGAGCGACGAGGAGGGGGACCUGGUCAUCGAGAGCGACGGCGCCGCCCGCUGCCCCAACGGCGGCCUCCUGGACCAGAGCUGCCAGCAGAUCCUGGCGCUGCCCGGCUCCCUGCACUCGCUGGGCAGUGCCAAUGGCAGCCGCGGGGGCAGCCUGCAGGAGGACGGCACGCUCCUCACCCUAUAG